CAACGUUCAUUGGUCGUUCAACAGCUGUUUACAGUGUUUCAAGAUGGGUUCCGUUCUAUCGCAGGUGUUCCGACUUAAUUGAACACCUGUUUUGCUGUGUUGUUGUCUUUAGUUGUCUCCCCGGGCAGCAGCAGCAGAUUUAUUUCGGGGAGAUGUCUAGCGCGGGGUUGAAGUGCCCGGGCUGCGGCUCGUCAAACAUCGUCGAUGAUGAUUUGUACUCUCAGGCGCAGCUGGUGUGUGUGGACUGCGGCUCGGUGGUGUCUGAAGGAGCGCUGGCCAAUGACCCGGUCGGAGGCUCAGUCGUCAGCUACAGCCGAACAACAGCUGUGACCAAGAAGCCGUGUAUGAACCUGAUAAAAGGUCUGCAGCAUCUGAAAGCCCUAUGCCGGACUCUCAGGGUCCACGAUGAAAUCUUGGAUCUCUCACAGACCUUUUAUAACCGGGCCUAUCAGCAUGAAACUUUCAUCAGAGUGAGCCUCCAGAAGAAAGAAAUCCUUGCUGGUUGCUGUGUGCUUGUAAGCUGCAGACUGCUCAAUUGGCCCAUUACCAUGGGAACCAUCAGCUGCCUGCUGGAUGCCGACCCAAUGGUGGUGGGUGCCAUCUAUCAAGAGAUGGUCAAGAUCCUUAACAUCGAGGCUCCAAUCGUCAACGUCACAGAUGUAAUGGAGGCCCACAGUCAGGAAUACAAAAUUAGCUCGCUUCACGUUCCUGAAGAAUUUGCUGAGAACUCCAAGGACCUGACCAAACGUGCCGUGGCCCUGGUGGAGCUAGCAGCAGAUUCCUGGAUCGUGACCGGCCGUAAGCCCAUCCCCAUUAUGAUGGCGUCAGUCUUUUUAGCUUGGCAGUCCUUGAAUCCCAACAAGCAACGUCUCAAAUUCUCUCUGGAGAAAUUCUGUCAGUUAGCCAAAGUGAAUAAGAACAAGUCUGCUUUGAAGAGAAUAACCGAGAUAAAGGAGGUACUGUGUAAGCUGGGUAAGGAGAUCCCCUGGGUCAGGGAAGCGGUGACGCCAGAUAAUGUUGUUCGACAGGUGGAGGACAUUCUGAUGAACAGGUAUGCACUGCUACGGAGGGCUCUGAGAACCCAUGAGGUUACUCUGCUGGCAGAGUGUCAGGCCGGCUGUGAGGACUCCCAAAUCUCUGAGCUUGUAGAUCAGUCUCUGAAAACGUCCUCUGUGAAAGAAUGUGAACCGAAUGCUGAAAGGGCUGAGCAUCCAGGAGAUGGAGAUGGUAAUCCAUGCACAAUGUCUGGGCCGCACAGUGACACAGGCACUCAGGAGAGCCAAGAUCCAGCACAAAACUGGGGGAAGAGAGUGUUGUUUGCUCCCCCAUGUGUGAUUCAUGCUAAGAAAAGGAGAGUGGAGCAGCCAGAGCUUAGGGAUGUAACUGGUUAUGAGGAAAUCUCUGACAGUGAAAUUGACUCUUACAUUCGCACUCCUCAGGAAGCCCGAGACUUUGCUCUGACACAGAAGAUGUUGUACUUGUCUGAGAAUGAGAAAUCAUAAUGCGGUCAAUUAUGGUUACGUAUCAAGACCAGUGUUUACUUCCUUGGUUAUUUGAUAUGUAAGGAAAACAUAUCUUUUUUUUAAGCUUAAAGCACUCUCUAUUUUAGGAGCAUUACAAAAAGGAUGCAGUUUUUUUUCACCUCUGUAAGACUUAUUGAGAUCAUAAGAGAUUACACAACUUUCUUAAAAUUAAGUUUUAGCAUGUCUAAGUAACAGAAUGUAUGUAUUAACUAUUUUGCUGCUUAUACUCAGUUAACCUUCAAAAUCCUUGAAAUGAAAUUGUGUUAUGGUUACAAAAUUACUGGUCACACUACAUGAUGUGCAAUCAGCAAAAAACACAGUAUGAGAAUCCCUACUGAACAUUUAGGCUUAACCCUAACAUGAAAGUGCCUGCUAUUAAAUCAUUUACUAUGUUCACAAUGUGGAAUGUCUGGGACAUUUUAUGGGUUUUCACAUUUAUAGCAACUCUUUCCUUUUUAAAUAGGCCUUUUCCACUGACGACAUGUGGACACGUCACAGUAGGAAAAGCAUAAGUGUAAAUAAUAAACUUAAUUAGGAUUAAUUCCAUCUAUCUGCUUUGGUUUCAGGGUCCUGGUAUUGUGCAUGAGAGGAAAUGAUCUAAUGUUGCAAGUUGCUGCCUGCAUGUUGUAAAUUUAGUGAAAUGGGCCCUGGAGUCUGUGGCUUUUCUGUUUGUGUAGCAGGAUGCCAUAAGGCGCAGUGUGACUGUCUGCUCUAACUAUGAUAAAAAUGUAUAUUUUUUAUUAAAGAUUUGCUUUGCUGUAUGAA
Molecule: messenger RNA, 2288 nt
Organism: Thunnus maccoyii (southern bluefin tuna)
Lineage: Eukaryota; Metazoa; Chordata; Actinopteri; Scombriformes; Scombridae
Gene: brf2
Product: BRF2 RNA polymerase III transcription initiation factor subunit
Exons: 4
Coding region: 153-1502 (449 amino acids)
Biological process (GO): transcription preinitiation complex assembly; transcription initiation at RNA polymerase II promoter
Cellular component (GO): nucleus; transcription preinitiation complex
Molecular function (GO): TBP-class protein binding; RNA polymerase II general transcription initiation factor activity
Source: RefSeq, a predicted model, not a curated record